AUGAUCUAUGACGAUCCAUCAAGUGACGCAACCACGGGACUCAUCAGCAGAACGAUCCUGGAGCGCUCGGGUUACCUCAGCAACGAUGCCUUCAGCGUCAGGUGCGAGUUCCGCGUGCCCGUAAACGUCGCGGAGACCGUCCUGCUGCCGACCGAGGAGCCACCGCCAAGCAGUCCGACUCCGAAUCAUGAACAUGCCGAGGCUCUUAUCCGCUUCAUCACCAACGACGUGCCGACGGACGUGACCCUCGAGGUUGGCGGUGAGACCUUCUGGGCGCACAGGCGUUUCCUCGCCGCUCAGUCCUCGGUGUUCGCGGCAUUAUUCACUGGGCCGAUGAGGGAGAACACCGCCCCUUCUGUCCGGAUCGACGACAUGGAACCACUCGUGUUCAAGGCUAUGCUCGACUUCAUCUACACGGGCAACCUGCCACCACCUCCCGAGGACCUCGAGGGCGACAACCAAAUUGCCAUGACUCAGCACCUUCUUGUGGCGGCGGAUAGGUACGACCUCCAGAGGCUCAAGUCCAUCUGUGCGGAGAAGCUACGCGCUUACAUUGACAUGAGUACGGUGGCUACUACUCUCGACCUGGCUCAGCGACACCGUUGCCACGAGCUCAAGGACGCAUGCUUUGAUUUCCUUGCUCAGACCAAAGGCAAUCUCAAAGCAAUUCUCAAGAGCGACGGCUUUGAGCAACUCAUCACCGAUUACCCAUUAGUUAUAGUGGAGCUAUUACCCCGGGUUGCUCCCUUACCUCGUUGA
Lolium perenne is the source of this 759-nucleotide messenger RNA. RefSeq names its product BTB/POZ and MATH domain-containing protein 1-like. Lineage: Eukaryota; Viridiplantae; Streptophyta; Magnoliopsida; Poales; Poaceae. Gene Ontology annotation, biological process: protein ubiquitination. Gene Ontology annotation, molecular function: protein binding. The record is from RefSeq and is a predicted model, not a curated record.